Messenger RNA from Dendroctonus ponderosae (mountain pine beetle), 944 nucleotides. RefSeq names its product ribonuclease H1. Bases 114 to 926 code for a protein of 270 amino acids. NCBI's taxonomy places the organism in Eukaryota, Metazoa, Arthropoda, Insecta, Coleoptera, Curculionidae. Gene Ontology annotation, molecular function: RNA-DNA hybrid ribonuclease activity; nucleic acid binding. Gene Ontology annotation, biological process: DNA replication, removal of RNA primer. The transcript has 6 exons. The record is from RefSeq and is a predicted model, not a curated record.
UGUGAUUUUUAGUAGAUCCAGAGACGUCUCUGGUAGAUCGCCUAACCUCAAAUCCGCCAGGGGUUUGUUUACUUUGGGGGAAUCUUUUCAAUGUCUCCUGUCUUGGAGCCUCAAUGAGUUACAGUCUGAGCGGCUGUAGGUUUGUUAUCUGGAGUGGGCUGUAUGUUCUAGAAAAACUCCGGCCUCUCGUAAUGGAGAACUUAGUGCCUUCACAGGUCACCAAGCUGCUGAACAGAUUGACGGAUGCCGAACGCCAAGCGAAGCUUUUGCAGACGGAAAUUCAGGACAUUCGGACCCAAAUUGCUGCUCUAACGCAUUCCACCAAAAGCAUUCUCGCAAAUAAAGCUUCAACUGUGCUUUUGAGUGGGUUUCAUAGCGAAGCAGUGACAUCUAAAAGACCUCGGGAAGAGCCCCAUUCGAUUACUGCGAGCCAGGCAAAGCGGCCCAGAGACGCACCACCCAUAGAAGAUGGGUAUGUGGUGGUUUAUACGGACGGGGCCUGUGAAAACAACGGCAAGCCAAACGCCAAGGCCGGAGUCGGCGCGUGGUUCAGCGACGGAAACCCCAUGAACAUUUCCGAGCCGGUUGUGGGCCGACCGACCAACAACACGGCCGAGAUUCAGGCGCCGAUAGAAGCCCUCAAGCUGCUCAAAUCCCAGGGUUUCAAGAAGGUGAAAAUAUUCACCGAUUCACAGUUCACCAUCAAUUGCAUCACCAAGUGGAUCCACAAAUGGAAGAAGAACCAGUGGAAACUGGCCAAUGGCGGACCGGUGAAGAACAAGGAGGACUUGGUGCAGCUGGACGCGCUUUGCCAGCAGUUUCUGGACAUUAAAUGGGAGUACUGUGCAGGCCAUAAGGGGAUCAAGGGGAAUGAAGAGGCGGAUAGACUGGCGCGAGAAGGAGCUCUGAGGUAUAGGCCGUCUUAAUAAACUUAGUAAAAUUAG